Messenger RNA from Osmerus eperlanus (European smelt), 7270 nucleotides. RefSeq names its product gamma-aminobutyric acid (GABA) B receptor, 2 (gene gabbr2). Gene Ontology annotation, cellular component: G protein-coupled receptor heterodimeric complex; membrane. Gene Ontology annotation, biological process: G protein-coupled receptor signaling pathway; gamma-aminobutyric acid signaling pathway. The record is from RefSeq and is a predicted model, not a curated record. Gene Ontology annotation, molecular function: G protein-coupled GABA receptor activity. NCBI's taxonomy places the organism in Eukaryota, Metazoa, Chordata, Actinopteri, Osmeriformes, Osmeridae.
CAGGCAGCCGCAGCCGCAGCAUCAUCGGUAGCGAGCACACAGUCGCGCGGGGCUGUCAAAAGGACGCCGACGCUCUCACAUAUUCGUAAACUCGACCACUGCAAUCAAGAUUGACCAGAAGAUAGCUCUGUUUGCUUCAACUACGUUUUUCUUUCUGGUUCCCGAAGGCUUACGCGUCUGAAGGGAUGUCUGUCUUACGUUGCCGUUUUUUGACUGGGAAUUUACUCGUUUGGUGAAUUUGUAUCCAUAACAACUGACAACGAUAGUAGCUUGUUCCUUGCCUUCAUCAUCGAGAAGUAUUGUUGGUGUUUUUGAGGAUUAGGUGGAUAUUGAAUUGUGCACCUGUGCCAUGAUUGCGCUGGUUCUUAAAAUUAGAAGAAUGUUUGAGUUGGAGAGAUUUUGACAAGGAGACCGCUCUGCAACGGAACUCGUCUCGUUCCUGUCUGUGGUGCAAUCUCAACUGGACCCUUGGAAUUAUUUUACCUGAGCUCUGAAAUAUUUCUAAAUUUGCGGUCAUACCCCGCAUACAACCGAGAGGACAAGCUUGUCCACUGCGGGUGAACCCCCUAUUAACGGCUGCGGCAGGUUACCAUCCGGACUAUUUUGAUUGGCUUCGCUGUCAGUCUCCGGCGGGCGGUUGACCACCACGGACAACCCCGAAGUUACGAUGUCUAAUCUGUGAAAGUCAGGUGGUGUCUCAUUCGGUCGUCUGAUGGCUCCGUCCCGGAAAGACUGCAGAUGGGAGAUGAUCCUCCCGACGGGAUGUCUGCUCCUAUCCAUUUUGGUAUUUACACCUGCGCUGGCCAAGGUCUGUAAUGACUAUUCGAGACACGGCCAGGACAACACCUGGUUCUCGAGGGACGGAGAGAACCUGCCCAUCAUGGUGCUCAUGCCGAUGAACGAGUCAGCCCUCAUGAGCAGCAUCAGUCAGGGCAUCGAGCCUGCUGUCCAGCUGGCCAUCAAGCACAUACGAGAGUCUGGGAAGUACUCGUUCUCACUCAUCACAACAAUCUACGACACCGAGUGUGACAACGCUAAGGGUUUGCGAGCGUUCUUCGACGCCAUUUGCUACGGUCCCAAACACUUGAUGAUCUUCGGAGGGGUGUGUCCGUCUGUCACGUCCAUCAUCGCUGAGUCUCUGGAGGGCUGGAACCUGGUGCAGCUGUCGUUCGCGGCGACGACUCCAGUUCUGGCCGACAAGAAGAAAUACCCCAACUUCUUCCGGACAGUUCCGUCAGACAACGCCGUGAACCCAGCAGUGGUGAAGUUCCUAAACUUCUACAACUGGAGCCGCGUGGGGACCCUGACCCAGGACGUGCAGCGCUUCUCAGAGGUAAGGAAUGACCUGACCAACGAGCUAGAGAAAGCGGACAUCCAGAUCGCUGACACAGAGAGUUUUUCGAAUGACCCCUGUAUCAACGUCAAAAAGCUGAAGGACAAUGACGUGAGGAUCAUCAUCGGCCAGUUUGACGAGAACCUGGCCUCCAAGGUCUUCUGCUGUGCCUACAACCUGAACAUGUAUGGCAGUAAGUACCAGUGGAUCAUCCCAGGCUGGUACCAGGGCAACUGGUGGGAGCAGGCUAACUCCACCAACUGCACCACCCGCAAGCUGCUGACUGCCAUGGAGGGCUACAUCAGCGUGGACUUUGAACCACUCAGCGCCAGGCAGGUCAAGGGCAUCUCUGGGAGGACCCCAAAGGAGUACGCCAGCGAGUAUGAGGGGGAGCUGCGUCAGAAGGGGGUGGAGGCCAGCAAGUUCCACGGCUUCGCCUACGACGGGAUCUGGGUGAUCGCCAAGACUCUGACCCGGGUCAUGCAGCUGCUCAGGCACAAGCAGCACCACGACCUCCACCACAACUUCACCGUGGACGACCACGAGGUGGGCAAGAUGGUGCUGGACGUCAUGAAUGAGACCAACUUCUUCGGUGUGACGGGUCAGGUCAUGUUCCGGAACGGCGAGAGGAUGGGCACCAUCAAGUUCACGCAGUUCCAAGAGGGCCAGGAGGUUAAGGUCGGAGAAUACAAUGCCAUUGCAGAUGUACUGGAUCUCAUCAACAAUACUAUCAAGUUCCAAGGUGUGGAACCCCCUAAGGACCGGACGUUCGUGCGCCUGCAGCGGCGUCACAUCAAUGUGCUGCUCUACAGCAUCCUGUCCACCAUCACCAUCCUGGGCAUGCUGAUGGCCGGAACCUUCCUCUUCUUCAACAUCAAGAACCGCAACCACAGACUGAUCAAGAUGUCCAGCCCCUAUAUGAACAACCUGAUCAUCCUAGGGGGACUGCUCUCCUACGCCUCCAUCUUCCUAUUCGGCCUGGACGGCUCCUUUGUCUCCGACAAGGAGUUUGAGACACUCUGCACUGUGCGGACAUGGAUCCUUAUUGUGGGCUACACCACUGCUUUCGGCGCCAUGUUUGCCAAGACCUGGAGGGUGCACGCCAUCUUCAAGAACGUUAAGAUGAAGAAGAAAAUCAUCAAGGAUCAGAAGCUGCUGAUCAUCGUUGGAGGCAUGUUGCUCAUUGACUUGUGCAUACUUAUCUGCUGGCAAAUAGUUGACCCCCUCAAGCGAACAGUGGAGGAGUACAGCCUUGAGGCAGACCCCCAGGGUCGGGACAUCGCCAUCCGGCCCUUCCUGGAGCACUGUGAGAACACACACAUGACCAUCUGGCUGGGCAUCGUCUACGCAUACAAAGGCCUGCUGAUGCUGUUUGGCUGCUUCCUGGCCUGGGAGACGAGGAACGUGAGCAUCCCUGCACUCAACGACAGCAAGUACAUCGGGAUGAGCGUCUACAAUGUGGGCAUCAUGUGCAUCAUUGGCGCUGCCGUGUCCUUCCUGACGCGAGACCAGCCCAACGUCCAGUUCUGCAUCGUGGCCCUCGUCAUCAUCUUCUGCUCCACCAUCACCCUCUGUCUGGUCUUCGUGCCCAAGUUCAUCACCAUGAGGACCAAUCAUGCAGCCACUCAGAACCGAAGGUUGAAGUUCACCCAAAACCAGAAGAAGGAGGACUCCAAGACAUCCACAUCUGUGACCAGCGUGAACCAGGCCAACACCUCUCGCCUCGACGGCCUGCAGACUGACAACCACCGCCUACGUAUGAAGAUCACUGAGCUGGACAAGGAGUUGGAGGAGGUGACCAUGCAGCUGCAGGACACACCGGAGAAGACCCCCUACAUCAAGCAGAACCACUAUCAGGACGCCAACAACAUCCUCAGCAUACGCAACUUUACCGAUGGCAAAGAGGGGGAGAAGUCCGUGCUGAAGAACCACCUGGAACAGAAGCCCCAGGCUCAGUGGGGCUCUGUGGAUCCUUCUAGAAUAAACAGAGGCCCCUUGGAGGAUAUCAACUCCCCAGAACACAUACAGCGCCGCCUCUCCUUGCAGCUGCCCAUCCUACACCACGCCUACCUGCCCUCCAUAGGGGGGGUGGACGCCAGCUGUACCAGCCCCAGUGCCAGCCCCGGCUCCAGCCCGCGCCACAGACACAUGCCCCCCUCCUAUCGGGUCAUGGUCUCCGGCCUGUGAGCGCCCAGCGGCCCUCCCCGCCCGUCUGCACCCGCCGCCACCCUCCCCACACCCCCGACUCCUCCGAGAAGAGGAGGGCAACGGAACACACAUGGUUGUUUUCUUUUUUUUUAAUGUAAAUCGAACAAAUACAGGUUUAAGGCUGAGGUUGUCAGUGCUACUGGAGGAAGUGUGUUGGAUAGAGUCAGUUCUAGAUGAUCCCUCCCCUGCCUCCCUUAGCCCACAUCCUCCUCCAGAGCUGAACUCCUAGGCUCGGGUCCAGUAGAGGGGGGGGAAGGGGAAGGGAAAAGGGGGGGGGGGGAGGUACAGGAGGACCUAUACAAGCCCCUCCCCCCAAUCCACGAUCUACAACCACCUCCCCUUGGUCACCUACCUGUCCAUGCAAAUACAUGCAGACACACACUAACACACACAAACACACACUCACCCCAGCAGCAGAGGAGCAGACGUGACCUGGAGCCUUGCUUGCUUCAAGAGGGAAUCAGCCUUUUUUUUUUCGUCAUACACACACGUCAAACCUGAGUAUUUCACGACUUCAGUGACUGGACAUAAGUGUGGCAACGUCUAACCCUAAAAAGGGAUUCAUUAGACACCUCCACCUCCCAUGAAGAGACUUGUAUAUACCUUCUAACUUUGGUGUAUUGUAAGCUUUGAGUAUGCUGUGAAUGGACUAUGGGGGAGGCGUUAGCCUGUAACCAGGGAUUAGCAGGUAGUGAAAUUCUCCAAGGAAACCGUCGAAAGCUGGCAUAUUACAAAGCAAAAACGAGAGACGGAAUGGAUUUGUGUCGUAGGAGCGCUCCAUUGUAAGUGUGUUAUUAUUAAGGAUGUUACAUGCACUGGCUGGUGGGCAAGAAGUAUGAUUAUUGUCAUUUUAGAUUUCUUCAAAUCCGUGACCAGCGUAAUGUCAAACAAUACCAGGGGCCAAUUUCUUAAACUUAGAAGUAAUUUCUUACUUUCCACUUUGCUAAAUUUGCACCAUUUGUUUUUCUCAGCAAGGAUAAUCUCCACGCAGGCUUUUCAUUUGUUUGAAAUUUCUGCUCGAUUCAUCUGUUUCUAAACAAGCAUAAUGUAUUGAUAUUUACACCUUGAGAGGGUUUAAAGGCAGAAGGUAGGAGAAAAUAGACCUGACAUGGAUGCACAGUAAGAUAAAUAUCAAGACUGGAUAUUUGUGUUUAUAGGCAAAAAAAAGCAUUCAGAUUUAUUCUUGGAAACAAGUUGACAAAAGUAUCAAAAGAAGUAGGUGUCUAGAGGUCGUAGGUCAUUUGGACUCUUGACUGGCUCACAGAAGAGCUGUGGAAUACACCUUGAGGACAUGCCACGUCCAGGUGUUCAGCAGCAGAGGCUGACGUGGAGUAGAACAUGAUUUCCCUCGCUUUAUUACCCAGCCCAACAACAAUGGCUCCGCCAUUUUGUUUUUUUGUUACCACGGCUAGAAACCCUGUCUAAGACCUGUGUUCAUCUGAGAGGGCCUGGCUACAGAAGAGGCUGGAGCCAGCCAGGAAGGAGACCACAACACUGUCCAGUCACAGGAACACAGCGUCUUCAAACAGAGAAGAGAACAGACGGAGACCUUCUACACUUCUACAUUCAGAAAUGUUGCGGAAAAAAAUACACCUGGCACUUAGCAAUGGUUAACGUACCUAAUGGUUGCUAUGGAAAUGUAUUUCUGUGCAAUUCAGAUGGCCCUUAGGUCACACAGGGAUGAAUUGGGUGGUGGUGGGACAGCCGUAGACAUAGCUGUCGUCAUUUUCUUUGUAAAACUUCUCACAAGAACAAAAACAUGCUAUAAAUUUGAGGUGUGUGGGGGGGGGGGUGAACUCCUUGAAUAAGCUAUGUAUCACAGAGAGUUUGUUUCAGCAUAUAUUUCACCAUCGGUGUCUUGGUUUUUCGUUUUUAAGAUGUCUGUUGAGCGCUGUGCCUGUUGUCUUCGUACUGUAACCCACAGCACAUGGUAGAAGGUUGGCGCUGAGCGCUGAAAACUAGGCUAACAACAACAUCCACAUCGCAAGGGUAUGUCCUACAACACAUUGUUUCUUUUUAUCACGCCUCAGUGCGUGGGCCCAUGUGGGACGCGUCCCAUGGACAUCACCCCAAGCUGGCUGACUGGAUCCCCCGUAUGAUGUUUCUAGACGCCUAUGAUGUCCUCCAACGCGUGACCGGUUAGGGGGCAGGGAGAGGAGCUUCAUGUGAGGUACACUGGACUGCCAUUGGACAGAUUUGGUGUGACUUCCUGUCAGAGCUUUAAUAACGUUGGCCCCUGCCCAGCUCCAGGGGCGGAGCUAUCCCCUCCCAGAGCAGAAGUAGAGCACAGACCUCCAAUGAAGCCACAGCGUCACCACCUCAGCCAACCAGAGAACCACAUUCACUUCUGGAAGGUAGGGAGUGAGACACAAUGGUUGGUUGUUCCUUCCAAUGGAGAAAAUAAAUGACAACGUCCACAUUUUUAUAUAGUACAUUAUAUGUGAUUGUGUACAAUUUGCUGAUACCCUGAUGGUGUCAAUGUAUGGGAUAUUUGGUAUUUGGCUUUCUCAAGACGGCAUGAAAUAAAAAUGUAUGAUUCACAUAGUUACCUCUGUUUUUGCGACUGUCGUGACAAACUCCACUCUGUUGUUUUAUCCUCUCACACUGAGACAAUAGUUCCUCUUUCUAUCAAACUUUUCUUUUAGUUAUGUUGUUGCCCAGGCACCACUACAUCAAGCAGUCAAUGUUGAAGCCAAGAUUCUCAAUGAGAAACUAUUAACGUCCAGUGGAAAAUGUACGUUAAGGUACUUCACAGAUGCGACUGGCUCUAGAUGGCAAAAGACAAUAAAACACACAAACAACAAGCUUGUUUGCUAAUCACCUGAAUGAACCUCAGAAGGGUUACUAGUCUGUCAUUCAAAAAACAUAACAUUGUUGGCAUUUUAGAUAACUUUUUAGUUGUUGUUGUUUUUGUACCAAAUGCCAAAUGCUGUUCAUCAGGUUUUGUACUUUUUAAUGUGCCCUUGUUUUGUUUAUGAUUAAUUUACAAUUUUCUUUUAACAGCUACAAUAUAGUUCAAAUGCAACGGUGGUAGACCAAGGGCUCAUCAUCUCCUGUAAUAAAUUCUCAUGAUGCUCAGCAGGCUAGUGUUACAUGCUUAGCCUGGGUUCCAUGGAAGAUUUUGGUUCAGUUCAAUAUUCAAACACACUUCUAUAUAUUAUAAUAUAUUUGUAUGUAUCGUCAUGAGGAUUUCUGCAGAUCAUGAAACAUACAGUAUGUAAAAAAUAUAAGAAAUGUGAGAAAUAUAUAAAGUUGGGAGAAUGACUAAGUUUCAUACUGUUUUGUCCUAUUCAUCUGUGGUAUUACUCCAUGAAAACAUUGUAGAAUUUCCGUUCAAUUUAGGGUAAAAAUGUUUGAAUGCAACAACAGUUAUGAGAGGGGCAAUAACUUCUUAUACCAGAAAGACAUAGAGAACUAUAUCUGUAAAAAUUAUAGAAGAAAAAAAAUUACCUUCUACAGUUGAUGUUUCAAAGGAAACAUUGACACAACAUCCACGAUGAUACUUGGAAGUCAUUUUUUUCAUUUACAGUAUCUGUAACUAUGUUAUGUACAGACGAGAUAGAUAUGAAAAACUGUGUAAAAUACAAUAUCACGCUGAACACGAGAUCAUUUUGGAGCCAUUGGUUGUAAUAGGGAUUUUUAACCAACGUUCUUCUUUAAUUGUCUGAAUGUUCUGGACAGCCUUUACUUCUCACAUCAUCAUUAAAUAAAGUGAGACAAUGAAAAUAA